GAGCAAAUCAUUCAUGUGUGUGCACCGAACAUGCCCCAUCUCGUGAGACGCAGGUGAAAGGGACUCUGAACUCGCCAGCGUCAGGCGCGUCAGUGCGCGCUUACAUCCGCCUCGCUCAGUUGGAGUUGUUCUCCGCAGUUCAGCGAGCGUGAGGCAAUGCGAAUUCACCUGCUGGAGCACUGUGAUCACGCUGCGGGCUACCGAAGUUGAUAGUUGAAUAAAAAAAUAUGAGUUUCGACCCAUAAGGUUUGGAAUUAAGGACACUCGGCGUUUUAUGUGGAUUAUUGAGCGUGCAUAUAAAUGAGAAACAUCCCCGAGCAACUGAAGCAAGAACACUGAAGGAAAGCGAUGCAACUCGCUCCCUUCCACCAAACCUCGCGACGAAACCGGUUUUGCUUUUUUCUUUGGGAUUAUAUGCGCAGUGUGGAAAAGGAUUUGGGAAGAUUUCUGCACCUUUGGGAAGGAAAAUCCGAUUUCGAUAAGUAAUAGGAAGGACCAGUAAGUUAAAAUAGCAGACGGAGGUAAUUCAUACGGUCAGACUACUGAAUCAUAUUUCCUUUCCAGACAAAUCGGUUGCAUUCUGGUGUCAAACUUGAGGAGUAGACACCAUCGGAAAAAAUGGAAAGAACAAGAACGGAUAACGGCGAUGACUUGGAUUUUCAGGAUGUUGGAAUACAGAUUUAAUUUCUUGGUCUAAAUGAACAAAUCGAUUGUCAAAAUACUUAAAAGACUCAGUUAGCACUGAGUUUUAGCUCGUAAUGUAAUUGGCUGAAGACAAAUCAUUUUUUGUGGACUGUUAAACAGAGGUUAUGUAAUGCAAGAACUGAGAAUGACAUUUUCUUGUCACAAAGCUGCAAGCUGGAAUUUUGCUUCAAUUUGAUUAGACGCUUUUUUCGUAUAGGAUCUUUUUUUGGAAAUCAACGUCGCUCUUUUUUUAGUGCCCUGCGGCACGCAAUUUUGAUGUCAGAGGAGGCUGCCGCUCCGUCACCAUGACGACCGAGGAGUGUCCCGUGCCGCUUGGCAUGAGCCAGGUGGGGGCAGGGCUGUGUGAGGACUUCGGCCCCUCUCAGGGGGAUGACAUCAUCGAGGAGGUGGGGCCAUGCGAUGAUGCGGGCAGUGACCUCAGCACUUUGGUCGUGCCAUUUCCUGAGUUGGCGCCAGUGGUUUUCUUCUGCCUCAAACAGACCACCUGCCCGCGCAACUGGUGCAUUCGCAUGGUGUCGAGCCCGUGGUUUGAGCGCAUCAGUAUCAUGGUGAUUCUGCUGAACUGCGUCACUCUGGGGAUGUACCAGCCCUGCGAGAACAUCGACUGCACCUCAGAGCGCUGUCAGAUUCUACAGGCAUUCGAUGCAUUUAUCUAUAUUUUCUUUGCACUGGAGAUGGUGGUGAAGAUGGUGGCUCUGGGGAUCUUUGGCCGUCGCUGUUAUCUUGGCGAUACUUGGAACAGGCUGGACUUUUUCAUCGUCAUGGCAGGGAUGGUUGAAUACUCCCUUGAUCUCCAGAACAUCAACUUCUCCGCCAUCAGAACAGUGCGUGUACUCAGACCUCUCAAAGCCAUCAACAGAGUAACAAACGAGUAA
Cyprinus carpio (common carp) is the source of this 1580-nucleotide messenger RNA. Its product is annotated as voltage-dependent T-type calcium channel subunit alpha-1I-like. Gene Ontology annotation, biological process: sodium ion transmembrane transport; calcium ion transmembrane transport; calcium ion import. The transcript has 5 exons. The coding region runs from base 990 to 1580 and encodes 196 amino acids. Gene Ontology annotation, molecular function: voltage-gated sodium channel activity; low voltage-gated calcium channel activity. Gene Ontology annotation, cellular component: neuron projection; voltage-gated calcium channel complex; plasma membrane. Lineage: Eukaryota; Metazoa; Chordata; Actinopteri; Cypriniformes; Cyprinidae. The record is from RefSeq and is a predicted model, not a curated record.